AUGGAUUACAGUGAAUUUAUUUUCUGUGAAAGAGUCACCUUUUGGAUCUGGAAAGUUUACGGAAUCUGGACGACCAAGGAUGAUAGUUCAUUCUACCGUGCUUUUCGCUGGAUUUAUCAUUUCUUUUUUACAUUCCUGUAUAUAUUUGCAAUGUUCGUCAGCUCGUUUUUUACCAACAAUCCUGAAGAACUAUGGUCGGAGGUGAUGUUCAUGCUGUUGACUGAACUAGCUAUGUGCACGAAGCUAUUCAUCCUUGUGAACAACUUUUCAGCUGUUCUUCGACUGCACCAAACUACAGUUUCAAGAGAUUUUCUGCCGAAAACAGAUCACGAUUUGAAAACUCGAGGUCAUAUUCUUGAUCGGUUUAGUAAGGCGAUGCUGGCAUACUAUUUCUGCAGUCUUGCGUCAGUGAUGUCUAAUAUAGGGCUAUUGUUUGGUGACAGCUAUAAACUACCAUAUUCCAACUGGUUCUAUUGGGUACCGCUGGGGAAGGAUCACCAAAGAAACUACCACAUAAUGUUUGCUUAUCAGAUUUUCGGAAUGGUUGGGCACUGUUCGCUGAACGUCGCAGCUGACAUACAGGUAGUGUAUCUGCUAAUCGCAGCUGGAUUUCAACUUGAUAAUCUGAAGGAUGAAUUCGCUAAUUUACCGAUCCUCUCUACACAAACUCAUGUCGAGAAGCAAAUAUAUCGGAGAACUCUUGUUGAACACAUUAAAAAUUUUGUGAAAGAGGUUGAACAGAUCUUUUCGAUGGCGGUAUUCACCCAAGCUUGUGCCAGCGGAAUAACGAUCUGUGCAGUAAUGUUUGCUCUUUCUUCAAUGAGUAUAUUCGACCUGGAAGCAUCGAUUCCCAUGUUAUUUUACCUGAUAGCCAUGCUGCUGCAGAUAUUCUUGCCCUGUAUGUUUGGUAAUGAAAUUACUUUCAAAAGCCAUCAACUGACCAACGCCAUAUUCUCAUCCGAUUGGUACAAGUUAUCGGGAAUAGAGCGCAAGGACGUGAUGCGGUUAAUGCUUCGAACCAGCAAACCGAUUACCUUGAAGGCAGGACAUUUCUUUUACUACAGUUUGGAGACGUUCACCUCGACGCUGAAUACCGCCUACUCCAUAUAUGCGGUACUGAACCGUAGGAAACGGGCAACGCGUUGA
This is a messenger RNA of Topomyia yanbarensis, 1146 nucleotides long. RefSeq names its product odorant receptor 94a-like. NCBI's taxonomy places the organism in Eukaryota, Metazoa, Arthropoda, Insecta, Diptera, Culicidae. Bases 1 to 1146 code for a protein of 381 amino acids. The record is from RefSeq and is a predicted model, not a curated record. Gene Ontology annotation, biological process: sensory perception of smell; detection of chemical stimulus involved in sensory perception of smell. The transcript has 4 exons. Gene Ontology annotation, molecular function: olfactory receptor activity; odorant binding. Gene Ontology annotation, cellular component: plasma membrane.